AUGAUCUUCGGCGGACUAGAGAUAGUCGCAGGUGGCUACCUUCUUCACCGACACUACCGAAAGAAGAAUGAAGUUGAACAGCAGAGACUGGAACAUGAAACCCAACAAAGGCGGCAUCAAACAUUUCCUGGUGCGAAAGCGAACGGAUGGAAUACCCAGGCGCAACACCGACCUCAGCACCAUCAGCAGCCCAUGAUGCCACAGCACAAGUACGCGUACUCUGCUCCUCCUGUAGCAGCAAUCCCUCAACCCCAGUAUGCAUAUCAGGCAGAACCCCAGCAUCAGCCUCGCCCGCAACCACCUACGCAUACGCAGAGCUUCAAUAUACCCCGUCGACCCGUGCCGCAGCCGCAGCCGAAACCGCAGAUCAUAAUACAACCGUCACUUCAACGCACCGACUCCUUCGCGACACUUUCACGCAUGCCCAUCGCGAACGGCUCGCGCCCUCAAGACAUCCCCGAAGAGCAGACUCCUGCCUACCCUCCUCGAAGGCACACGAACGGCUUACAGCCCGCACCCCAACACAGCGUCUAUGGGAAUGCAGGGUUCUCGGUGUCGACACCUGCGUUCGGCCCUACACCUACGUCGCCGUCGUUGACGUAUGCGAUGGCUACCGGUCCAGAAGGAGGGCAUACUGUUGAUGACAAUUGGCAGACGUACGGGCAUGGUGAUGGACGGCCACACUAUGCACCGACGGUGUCGACGCAGUUGGGUGAGCGGGAUCCCCCGCCGCCAUACACCCCAUAA
This is a messenger RNA of Cucurbitaria berberidis CBS 394.84, 747 nucleotides long. RefSeq lists its product as uncharacterized. The coding region runs from base 1 to 747 and encodes 248 amino acids. The transcript has a single exon. The record is from RefSeq and is a predicted model, not a curated record. NCBI's taxonomy places the organism in Eukaryota, Fungi, Ascomycota, Dothideomycetes, Pleosporales, Cucurbitariaceae.